This is a messenger RNA of Osmerus eperlanus (European smelt), 1416 nucleotides long. RefSeq names its product DCN1, defective in cullin neddylation 1, domain containing 5 (S. cerevisiae) (gene dcun1d5). Gene Ontology annotation, molecular function: ubiquitin conjugating enzyme binding; ubiquitin-like protein binding; cullin family protein binding. The coding region runs from base 233 to 931 and encodes 232 amino acids. The transcript has 10 exons. Lineage: Eukaryota; Metazoa; Chordata; Actinopteri; Osmeriformes; Osmeridae. The record is from RefSeq and is a predicted model, not a curated record. Gene Ontology annotation, biological process: protein neddylation. Gene Ontology annotation, cellular component: ubiquitin ligase complex.
CUGCCCCGGAAGUAACGUCACCAACCGGUGAAAACAGCUGAACAGCUUCGCGAGAAGGUUGCAACCAUAAAAGUACACUAUUAGCUUGUACUCAGACAAAAAAAAGGCUAAACCGUUGGAAAGAAUCGUAUUGUAUGCUGUGCGGACUGGCAGACUUCAAGGCUAUAACGUUAUUACAAGCGCUGGACAGACUUGCCCAGCCCAGCUAGCAACCCCCCGUGGAGACUCCGUGAUGCCUGUGAAGAAGAAGAGAAAGUCCUCUGGUUCGGACGAUCCUGGACUUAGGAAGUGUAAAAUCACUAGUUAUUGCAGGUCUCAGACACCUGGUCGACUGAUCAGUCCAGAGGACCAGUUCUCCAAUAAGAAGUGCCUAGCUUGGUUCUACGAGUAUGCAGGUCCAGAUGAGGUGGUUGGUCCAGAGGGGAUGGAGAAAUUCUGUGAGGACAUUGGAGUGGAACCAGAGAAUAUUAUCAUGUUAGUCUUAGCCUGGAAACUAGAAGCGCCAAAUAUGGGAUUUUUCACAAAGGAGGAGUGGCUUAAGGGAAUGACACUAUUACAGUGUGACUGCACAGAGAGGUUACAGAGCAAACUGGACUACCUGCGCUCUCAACUCAACGACUUGGCAAUCUUUAAAAACAUUUACAGAUACGCCUUCGAUUUCGCACGGGACAAGGAUCAGAGGAGUCUGGACUUGGACACGGCGAAGUCCAUGUUGGCCUUGCUGCUAGGGAGAACAUGGCCUCUCUUCCCGGUGUUCCACCAGUUCUUGGAGCAAUCCAAGUACAAGGUGAUGAAUAAAGACCAGUGGUAUAACGUGUUAGAAUUUAGCAGGACGGUGAACGCAGACCUCAGCAACUACGACGAAGACGGCGCUUGGCCAGUGCUGCUGGACGAGUUUGUGGAAUGGCAGAAGGCUCGGUCAUCGUUAUAGCAGAACAGCCAAACGGAGGGGAUGGCAAGAGAGAAGAGCGAGGGAGGAAGAGAAAGAAGGCACAGCAGAGAAUGUUCUCUUUCUGUUUGAAAGCUGUUACCGUUCACACACUCCCCCUCCAUGGACUGCACGCAUACCCCCCACCCACCCCUAUGGAUCACACACCCACACUUACCCAUCAACCUCGGAGCACUUCUGGCUGUCCUGUCAUCUGCUGGGGGUCUCUCUCUCGUUGAAGAGACUUUUACAGUGUUCAUUUUUAAACCAGUUCAUAAAGAAGAAAACAAAAAUGGGGGGUAAAAAAAAACUGAAGGGGGAAACCAUUUUUCAUAUGUUUCAUCUGUGGCCACGGUUCAUAUAGCCAGUGUUGUAAGAUCGACUGGAAGUUUUCUGUUUCCGUGAAUAUUUUUUUUCCCUUUCAUUUUUGAGUCUUACCUUGUUUAUAGUAUGUUCUCAGAACAAUAAAGAAAAAUAAUUGUACCAAA